This is a messenger RNA of Anopheles bellator, 3674 nucleotides long. Its product is annotated as E3 ubiquitin-protein ligase Arkadia. Lineage: Eukaryota; Metazoa; Arthropoda; Insecta; Diptera; Culicidae. The record is from RefSeq and is a predicted model, not a curated record. The transcript has 4 exons. Bases 209 to 3658 code for a protein of 1149 amino acids.
ACGGUCACUGGAAAAACGUUAUCCGUAUUACCCAUGUUCUUCGCAAGCCACUGCCACUGCACCGGAAACACGGGCUUCGACGUCACGUUCUACAAUCGAUAACGUAAAGCUCGAACCCGUUACCGAUCCAGGGCGGGAGGCUGGAAACGGCACUCUCGCAAAUGAAACCGAGGUCACGGAAGACACAAAGGUAUCGAAUAACUUGUCUAUGGUCAAGCAGGAACCGGUGCCAUCCGGUAGUUUCUUCGAACCCACUUUACCGACCGAGAAUGGUAACGGUAUCGAGAGGAUGGCCAACGAAGACACCCUGGCUAGCUCACCACCAAGCAACGAUGCCAGUCGGACGUCAGUUAAGGAACUACAAGAAACACAGCCGGUAGCCGGAAGCUCAAAAACAGAACAGAUUUCAAAUGAGCCUUCGUCUACGACGGAAGAACCACCACCCGAUCCGGUGGCAGGUCCAAGCGGGCUCAACCGUCGCAGUUUUAUGUCGUGGAUGCGAAAUGGAGGUGACGGAGGAUCGACGAGUGGUCGUAGUCGGUUUAGAACAAGUGCUCCGUUGCACCGGUCACGGCGCUACCGGAAUCCCAUUUUGGAUAGUAGCGAUAGCGACGAUGAGUACGAAACGGAACCGGAUGACGUUGUUUACAUGGGAAGCAGCCCUGUCUACCCGAUGGUAAUGGAAGAGCGGACCAUGGACAGCAUGGAAACCGGUGUGGCUGAAGUGGGUGACCGCUCCGGGACGAACGAUGACAUUGUGGCGACGGAGUCAAACGAUAACAAAGAGUCGGCAGUAGGGCACCAGGUGGAGGACAAGGAAGCAGCGCCUCCGGCCGUACCAGAUCCGAAACCCACAACCGAUGCCCUUGCUGCCCCCGACCUACAGUUGGACUGGAUCACAGAUACGAGCAGCAUUAGUGGGGACAGUGACGAUGUCAUCAUGGUCGAGAACGCAUCAUCAGACGUCACCCGUGAACCUAUCGAUCUGACGAACGAUUCCGAGGAUGACGACUCUACACUGGUACGACCCGAGGAAGGAAACGUCGGCAGUAGUGUCGAAACUAGGGCCGGAUCUACGGUACCGUCACGUGAAGCCACCAGUACGGAGAAGAUUGUCCCCCCUCCGGGAACGCACAACAUGUACCGUGUGCGUUCAAUCCAACCAACAAUACGGAUUAGAGGUUACUCGUCAACCGGGCAGCCAAUCUACGGGGUGUACGGUAAUGAGCGUCACACCAGCUGGAGGAGUGCUGUCGCAUCUGCUGGUCUGUCGGUGAGUCGUACCGAACGGCAUCGCAUCCCGAAUCAUCGAGGUUGGGACUCCUACCACUCGGCAACGAGAUCACCGUCGUCAUCGUCUCCCACUUCUUCGUCGGCCUCACUGUCGGGUGUGCCCGUACGGCAUCUCCACUCGUCGGCCAGUUGCAGUCGCCGUUGUCAGUCGCUCCACCGUCAACCAUCGUCCUCGGGGACAGUGGACGAAACGUCUUCUGUUCGUAGGUGUGGCGGAUGCAACACUGGUUCCAGCGGUUGUGUCUUCGCAACAACUCCCGACCUGCGACCCUCGCGCGUCCAUUCGACGUCCUAUCCGACGGCGGAGCGAUCCGCAUCCGCUUCACCCGUGCUCAUCGAUGGUGGUGAUGGUGGCGCCGCCGGAUCUGUGAUCGACCACACGACCAACGGCAGUUUCGCUGGUUCCAACCAUAUUCACCACCAUCCGCAUGCUCAACGUCACCAUCGGCGCCAGCAACUUCGUUACCCGUGGCAACGGGGCGCUAGUGAUGAAGAUGACGAUGGUAAUUGGACAGUUCGUCGUCGCGGUAUCUACAACGUUCCACCCGAGCUGCAAAUGGCCAGAACAGAGGCACCCGCUGACGGUGGUACUGCUGCUAAUAACCACCCCGGACACCAAUGGUUACCGAAAUCCGAACCGCGCCCACAACACCGCUCAUCCGAUCACCCUAUUGACUACUCUUCGGCAACGCCAAUCAAUAUGGGCAAUUCCUCCCGUGGCGAAACACCACCGAUCCGCUUCCGAAUGUCGUCGAGGGGAUCGGUCUUGCCCCCACCGCCACCGCCUCCACCACCACUGUCGGUAUCCGCUGGGGAUCCGAUGCUGUGCAGCACCCCAUCGUCGGCGAGCGGGCGCCGUCCGUCGUCUUCGUCUUCAUCGUUGGCGGUUACGAACGAUCACAAUAACAACCACAGCCACAACAACAAUUGCCCGCGCCAGCUGCAUACCGUUCCGGACUGGGCGAGUGCCGCCGUCCCGCCCGGCGAACACGAACACGAACGGCCGUGCGUGCAGCGGCACUUUCUGGCGUCCCUGUGUAUGGCGGCAGCGCAACCGUAUGGGUACUCCGACUCCGGCAUCCCCGAUCUCCCCGUUCACCGUCAUCCGCGUGUUCCGCGUCCUCCGGCAUUGUCGUCGUCGUCGUCGGCGGCCACCACCACGGCGGGUCGACUACUCUCCUCGUCCUACUCUUCUCCGACAUUAUCGCCACAUCCGCGCAAUAGCUCAACGAUGCAGUUGGCGCCAAACGGCGGGGGGUCCGCCGCUGCCGUCGGACCCACCAGUGCUGCCUCGGGCCACGAUUACUACCUUCGUUCGCGCCGCUCCGGCACCGACCGCCAUGGCGUUGGUGAGCGAGGCACCGUCCCAUCGGCCGCCGUUGGAAUGGGUCGGAUGCCUUAUGCGCCUCACGAAAGCCUCUGGCAGCGACAGCACCAUACUCAGGAAGCGCUACGGCGCAUGAUGUCCGUCGACCUGGUGACACCGGCACCGUACAGCGAGCUGCAGCGGCGUCAGACACUUGCCAACUACAGGCCGUCACGAUCUCCUCCACCGUAUCUACCGCCGAGCCGUUACAUGCUGCAGACGUCUCGCAAUCCGUCACUCGGCGGCACCGCCAGCACCUCGUCGGGCAAUGGCUCCGUGGCGAUGGCUUCAGGUUCCUCGACCAUCUUUCACCCACUACUGGGCCCCGGCGUGGCGCCACACGAUCAACCACGCACGAGUAGUUCCCGUCUACUGCCGGAGGGGCAGACGGGUGACAUAGAUUGGCAGCAACGAGACGCCGGAGGCCAUCUACAUCACCACCACCAUCAUCAUCCGGGCACCGCCGGUGGCAGUGGAGCAAGUGGUGCUCCCCUCGACUACUGCUACUGGCAGGGAUCCCGGGCAUCGCAUCGUCGUGCCCGAAUGCACACGUAUUCGCCGAACGCUCUACGUCGCGAGCACCAGUACGUGCAUCAUCACAUGUACCACCACAUAACGGCGCAGCAUUUCCGCGUGGACCCUCCGCCGGGACUUCAGUUUAGCAUUGGGCUGCGUCCCAGUUUGCUGUCGAGCUUGAAUCGGUUCGUGCGCGUCAUCGAGGACUCGUGCACAAACCGGGGCGCCACCCAGGAGAUGAUUGAAACCAACACGUUCCCGCACAAGUACAAACAGCUUCGGCUCGUGUCCGAGACGGACGAGGACAGUGAGAAGUGCACGAUCUGUCUGUCACAGUUUGAAGUUGAUAACGAUGUCAGGCGUCUGCCGUGCAUGCACCUGUUCCACAAAGACUGCGUGGACCAGUGGCUGGUGACCAACAAACAUUGCCCGAUCUGCCGGGUCGAUAUCGAGGUGCACCUCAGCAAGGACUACAGCACAUGACAUGCAGCGGACGGUG